AUGAACUCAACCACCAUUGUCACGCAGGGACCUUCUCCUGACGAGAACUACGGUCUCGAUGCUGUAGCCAAGCAUAACGCUCAGACAACUACGGAGCAGUUCCCAGCAUACCACGAAGAUGCUCGCGGCCUGGGAAUUUACCAGGAUGACUAUGGCUCAGCCUACCAAGAAGACCAGUCUUACACCCGUAACCCACCAACGCCUCGCUCAAAUACAGCUAGCGAGGGCGUCCGCACCAGGAGUGGUCGUUCCACUCGUGGUCGGACGGAUUCUCCCUUCAGCACAACCAAAUCCAGAAUAUCAAAGUCGCCCGCACCCAAGCCCAAAAGGGAGAAGAAGAGUAAGCUUGAUCGCAGCAAGACACCUAAGCUCACGGCACCACUUUCCGUGUUGACAAAGGAUUCGACUGUGCCGACGAAAGAUAUUGAGGCCUAUGUCAAUCGUUCAACAGAGGAACGGUUGCAGAAACUCGACGGCAAAAAGAUACCUCGUCCGAUGAACUCCUUCAUGCUCUAUCGCUCUUGCUAUGCAGACCGUCUGAAGGAGUGGUCUGCCCAGAACAAUCAUCAAGUUGUAUCUGCAGUCGCUGGAGAAAGCUGGCCGAUGGAGUCGGAUGAGGUCCGUCAGCGGUUCGAUGACUGGUCCAAGCUAGAGCGCGCAAACCACCAGUUGGCAUUUCCAGCAUACAAGUUCUCACCAAGCAAAGCCGCCAACAAGAAACGCAAAGGGGAAUUCUCGGAUGAUGAGGGCGAGUCUCUCGACCUCGACAACGAUCCAGAUGGCGAGUACCGAGGCGGUCGUAAUGUGCGUCAGCGGAGACAGGAGCACAGGGAGCACAGGGAGCACACAUAUUUGCCCAACACUGUCGGCUUCGAGUCUCAUCCAUACUAUGGUCAGCAUCUCAGCGGCUACGAGCAGUCACAAUACCAAUAUGCCAAUCCCGGUCGACCUCUACCCUCCAAUGUGGCAUAUGAUAGUGGCGGCAUGCCAUACAAUCCCCAGACCGGCGCCUACCUCCAGAGCAGCCUACAACAACAGCAGCAGCAGCAGCAGCAGCAAUACCAAUACAUGCAAGAGAUGCAGGGAGCUCGGGUGCCGACCCCGGCUUCACUGAACGGUCAGCAGUCGUUGGGUGGGUUCGGACUGCCAGGCGGACAGGCGGACGAUAUCUUCUCCAAUUCGCGCACCAGCACGCCCAUGCAGCACUAUCAGCAGUCGUAUGACCAGGGAGUCUAUCCUCAAUAUCAGCAGCACUACCAGACAGGUACUUAUCAGCAAGUUCCGAUGGCGCCGACUCCUCCACAGGCAGGAAGGCAGCUGUAUGAGCAUCAGCAGUAUCUUCAGCAGGCAUCACAACCGCAGACAGCCAUUGACCCAAGCCUCGAAGCGGCAAUGGAGGCUGCUGCAGCGUCCAGCGUACACGGCGUGAGUUUGGAGAACCAUUUUGACGAUGCCAUUGGCGACAUGACUGGUGGGGGAGUUGGUGGGAUGCCAGAGUAUUACGAGCAGUCGAACAGCCCGGCUGAUGUCAACGCGACUCUGGCGCCGACGUGGUCUCCGGACCUCAAGAUAUGA
This is a messenger RNA of Fulvia fulva, 1575 nucleotides long. RefSeq names its product Transcription factor ste11. The transcript has 2 exons. Bases 1 to 1575 code for a protein of 524 amino acids. Gene Ontology annotation, biological process: regulation of transcription by RNA polymerase II. Gene Ontology annotation, molecular function: RNA polymerase II cis-regulatory region sequence-specific DNA binding; DNA-binding transcription factor activity, RNA polymerase II-specific. Lineage: Eukaryota; Fungi; Ascomycota; Dothideomycetes; Mycosphaerellales; Mycosphaerellaceae. Gene Ontology annotation, cellular component: nucleus. The record is from RefSeq and is a predicted model, not a curated record.